AAUGACCGAUAGAUCGUGUCGUUUCUCUGAAUCAAAAAUAGUAUUUCACCCGUUUGAGUCUAAAGAAACCAUUAAAUCACUUGAUACAAUAUUGCAACUAUUAACCUGUUGUUUUGGGCCUUAUUCUCGAUUGAAUGCAUUUCAAAAUGUAAAUGGCGGUAAAGUUACUUUAACAUCUUCAUUAGCUAGAACUUUAAAGCUUAUAAGUAUUGCCAGACCGGAAAUUAGAGUUUUAACAUCAAUCUUAAAUGGUUAUUGCAAUACAUACAAAGAAGGAGGACACUUUGCUGGAAUUCUUAGCAUCCAAUUGAUUAAAUCAUGUUUGCAAUUGAGAAAAGAAAUUCAUCCAAAAUUGAUAUGCGACGUUCUAGAACUUCUUAACGUAGAGUGUUCAUCAUACUUAAAAUCUGAAAUAUGUAAAACAAAACGAAAGUUGGACUUAACUUCAAUAUCGCACUUUAAAAAUGUUAUUAACAGUAUUUUACUAACAAAACCUUUAGUAAAAUCCUAUGCUGAUCGUCUCUCUACAAUAUUAUUAGAAGCUUUCAUUAAAACGUUAGAUGAUUCUCAAAAUUUGAUAUUUGCCACUGAAAGAGGGCUGUUAAAGGAUUCCAGAUUGUUAAAUGGUUUAUACAUUAGAUAUCAUGGAUGUAAUAAAUUCGAAGGGAGUUUAGAUGGAAAAAUUGUUAUUUUCAACGAAUCAAUGAGUGGAGACGACUUUUCACAAAAUUUUCAAACAUUAAAGUUAAUUAAAACAUCUGAUAAGGAUACUAAUUUCCCCAUGCUUAACAAGAUGCUUUUGUUUGUAGCUCACUUAAAAGAGAUGGAUAUCAAAGCCCUAUUUUGUCAGAAAGUUAUUCAUCCUUUUGUUAAGAGAAGACUUAUAGAAAAAGGCAUUUUCUUUGUUGAGAGAAUCGGUAUAGAAAUGACGAACUCGUUAAGUAAAUUAACUGGUGCAAAACUGAUAAGUUCGUUCGAAACUUCCUAUCUUGAAGAAGAAGAUUUUGGAAUUGGUAGUAUAUCUUUCGAAGAAAUAAAUCAUAAAUUUUAUUUAACAAUAAAAUGUACGAAAAGUAGUAUUCAUACUUUUCUAUUGAUAACCAACGACGAUGACGAAGAAGAUGAAAUCUUAACUCUUCUAAAAAAUGGAGACUUUUGUUUGAGAACCUUGCUGCAAGUUCCUUUCGUUUUAUGUGGAGGCGGUUGCUGGUUAGGCGAUCUACAUAAUUUUUUAAAUGAGAAGGCUAGAAGCAAUUUUAAAGAAUGGUCUUUGAAGCUUAAUUGCAAAGCGCAGCAUCUACAAAUUAUUGCCAAUAUAUUGUCUGAUAAUUUGAAGAGAAUGAUAUAUAUUCUUCAUAAGACUCAAAAGAAUUAUAUAGAUGUAAGAAUUAACGAUGGUCACGUAUUCUUAGACGAGAACAAGAGUUGUUGUUGCUCGAAUUCAACAAACACUUCAGGUAUCGUUCUUGAUUGCUUGCAUAUAGUUGAAAAUAGUCUAAAGUGUGCUAUAAACAUGUGCAAUUUACUCAUUUCAACAAAUUUUUUCAUUGAGGGACAAGUUUGA
Molecule: messenger RNA, 1564 nt
Organism: Dimorphilus gyrociliatus
Lineage: Eukaryota; Metazoa; Annelida; Polychaeta; Dinophilidae
Source: the annotation of a GenBank genome assembly